This is a messenger RNA of Leptosia nina, 309 nucleotides long. NCBI's taxonomy places the organism in Eukaryota, Metazoa, Arthropoda, Insecta, Lepidoptera, Pieridae. The record is from the annotation of a GenBank genome assembly.
AUGACAACGGCGGAGGGCCACAGUCUGCUGACGCAGUGGCAGUUGCGGAGUUUUAUUUUAUUUAUCUUCUAUGCCAGGUUUGAUAGCCCAACACUAUCGCGUCGUAAUGUACUCGAGCGCUGUCGAGAGUCGACCCACUUCGAACAUUUGGACAACCAUAGAUUUCAUCCGCGGCAGGCGGCAGCUAGACCCCAACGUAAUUUCCAUAUUCAACCCGUUAUUUCAAGGUUUUCCAGAUGUUUCAGUAAAAAUAAAAACGCCGUAGACUGUGGGUGCAGCAUCUCGAGUGCGCGCCGUAAUCAGAGCUAA